This is a messenger RNA of Phlebotomus papatasi, 2036 nucleotides long. RefSeq lists its product as uncharacterized. The record is from RefSeq and is a predicted model, not a curated record. The coding region runs from base 162 to 1178 and encodes 338 amino acids. Lineage: Eukaryota; Metazoa; Arthropoda; Insecta; Diptera; Psychodidae. The transcript is spliced from 2 exons. Gene Ontology annotation, biological process: transcription by RNA polymerase II. Gene Ontology annotation, molecular function: transcription coactivator activity; protein heterodimerization activity.
AAUACAAAAAAAACCUUUCGAAUUCACCUCCUUAGUGUUAGUAGCGCCACUAGUGGCAGGUAUCCAGUCUUUUGCAUAAAAUAGGGUUAGAAGAAUUGAUGUUGUUUUCAAUAAGUGUUUUCUAGAAGAAAAGCUAGGUUUUUUGGAAAAUUUAUAAGAAAAUGUCGCGCGGAGAUAACUUCCCACCUCUCAAAAAAGCCCGUGCGAAUUCAAAUUCCACCAUAACCAGCCUACUAACUUCUCAAACUGCAACGCAACAAGUGUCUGGGCAUCAUUUGGCUUCCGGAUCAGAUUCUGGGGAUUAUGUUCCGAUAUUCACUGCUGAAAUUAGCAGUAUAAUGCGUGGCUUUGGGGACUGUGAGCAUCCCCUGAAGGAAACUGUUAUACUUGUGGAGAAAAUAGUGUAUCAGCAGAUGCGUGGAAUUAUUCAGGAGGCUAUUGACUGCUCCAUUGCAAGGAAGGGGGUCCCGUGUCCCAGUCAGAAAGAUUUUGAAUACAUGAUGCGGCGGCAUCCAGUAAAGAUCUUCAGGUUGCAGAAGUACCUGAAGUAUAUGAAGCAGCAUCAGAGAUAUCAACGCUAUCAGGAUAUCAUGGCUGGGCGUAUUGGAGCGCAGCAGAAAGAAGAGGAAAAAAGUCCAGGAUCGAAUUCUGACGAUGACAGUGAUCGCGAAGUACCUGAGAGAUUUGAUGAGGAGAAAACCCGCAGAAUUUUUCGGGCAGAUCGCAUAUCGCAGAUGCUAAAUGGAGAGCAAUAUGAACAUUUCAAUGCAGCCAGAAGAACUUCAUUCUAUGGAGACAAUUCUUCCACGAUGAAAUCGAAAUUCCGGUCAUGGCUCAGUAUCCCCGCUGAAGUGACAAUCACCUCGGAUGUGCUGAAGAUCUUGGCUUAUUUUGUUCAUGAAACCAUUGCAGUUCUUGUGGAUUAUUGCAUCCUUACCCGUCUAAAUUCCAGCAACAGGAUAACUGAGCCAUACAGCCGCAUUACUUCCGGAUCCACUUAUGGGAUGCUCCAUCUCUGUCCAGAUAUCACUCAGGGAAGAGGUUCUGAUGGCGUUAAAGCCAUUACAGUGCAGGAAAUUAAUGAAGCAAUGAGAAGACAUACUCUCAUGACAACCAAACCAAUGGGACUAUUCCGGAAUGUUAGAUCGGGAUCAUCAACACCUUUUCUUGCCAUCUAAGAAUACAAAAUAACUCGGAUUUUUGGUCAACGGAAUGGAACAAGAUAAAAUUUUUUUAUUUUUAGCAUCGAUCACAAAUUUAGUUCUACAGAUAAGAUUCUUGUGUUAUAUCCUUUAUCGUCUCCUCUUCUUUAACUGUAUUUUGGCGGGUGCCGUAGAAAUUCCUGAUCACCGGAGAUAUCAAAGAUGCAUCCACAAGGUGAGGAUCAUUGCCUCCUUUGACUAGAUUGAUAAUAAAUGCCACUAGAAUUGUUGAUAUGGCCCCGAGGAAGGUGUACCACAUGUAUGAGAUUCGAUAGAGUGGCAUUAUGCUGCAAAGAAGAGAAUUAUUUAGCAGAAAAUUGGCAAAACUUUACAAAUUUUAUCUUGUACUAUCAUCAAUUCAAAUUGACGUAGACUUAUUCCUAUUUUUCAAAGACUUUUCAUUGAGAUUAUAAAUAUUUAACUUUUUUUUACCUUCCGCUGAAAAUUUAGAUAUAAUUUUACCAUAUAUGAAUAAUUUGAUAUAUGAUAUAUGAAUAAUUAGAAUUUGUUGUUUAUCAAGUAACCUUUUUCAAUUCUAGUUCUUAUAAUUUUAACCCUUUAAGGACGAUUGGAACACCGGUGUCUCGCAAAGAAAAUAAUUUUUCCUGUCUAUACCUAAAGUUAUUUUUUUCUUAUGUUUGUACGUAAUUGCAAAGUAGGGUAAAUGAAGCUUAUUUAAAACCUGCUCCAAGUGGAAAUUUUUAGCUAUUCCAAAUGGAAACAUAAUUGUUAUCAUGAUAAAUACAAUACUAAAUUAUUAUAUUUGUAUAUUUUCUAUACCACAGUUUCAUUAUUUAGUUAAUUUUGCUUCAAAUAAAGCGAAAUCCAUUCAUA